Anarrhichthys ocellatus (wolf-eel) is the source of this 3858-nucleotide messenger RNA. It is a transcript of the gene cbr1, whose product is annotated as carbonyl reductase 1. The record is from RefSeq and is a predicted model, not a curated record. The transcript has 7 exons. Gene Ontology annotation, molecular function: carbonyl reductase (NADPH) activity. Bases 90 to 917 code for a protein of 275 amino acids. Lineage: Eukaryota; Metazoa; Chordata; Actinopteri; Perciformes; Anarhichadidae.
ACCAGCUCUCCUCCCCCUUGUUUCCUCUGUUCCCUCCGUUCUUCUUCCUGAAUGCUUCGCUUCUCUCUGCAGCUUCAACACCUUAAAACAUGUCUACCAAGGUUGCAGUGGUAACGGGCAGUAACAAGGGCAUCGGCCUGGCCAUCGUCCGAGCGCUCUGCAAGGAGUACCAAGGAGACGUCUACAUCACCGCCAGAGACGUCGGCCGUGGUCAGGAAGCAGUGGAGUCUAUGGCCUCCGAAGGGCUGAAGCCAAAGUUUCACCAGCUGGACAUCAACGACCUGAAGAGCAUCAACACAGCUGCUGCUUACUUUAAAGAUAAGUACGGAGGGGUGGACGUCCUCAUCAACAAUGCUGGGAUCGCAUUCAAAGGGGCGGACACAACUCCAUUUCCAGUCCAGGCCGAGGUGACCCUGAAGACGAACUACUUCGCCACCAGAGACAUGUUGACUCACUUCCUGCCGCUCAUCAAAGCUGGAGGUCGCGUGGUGAACGUCUCCAGCUUCGUCGGUGCCCUCACAUUGAACAAGUGCAACGCGGCCCUCCAGCAGCGCUUCCGCAGCGAGGACAUCUCAGAGGAGGAGCUGACUGGACUGAUGGAGCAGUUUGUCGACCAGGCCAAGAAGGGCGAGCACCAGAAGGGCGGCUGGCCUGGUACGGCGUACGGGACGUCCAAGACUGGACUAACGGUCCUGUCCAUGAUCCAUGCUCGCCGUCUGUCCAAGGAGAGACCGGAUGACGGGAUCUUGGUGAACGCCUGCUGUCCAGGUUGGGUGCGCACCGACAUGGCCGGUUCGAAAGCCCCCAAGUCCCCAGACGAGGGCGCCAUCACUCCGGUCUACCUGGCACUGCUGCCGCCCGGAGCCACAGAGCCUCACGGGAAGUUCGUCUCCGAUAAAGAAGUCCAGACGUGGUGAAAGAGCUGAAAAGAGGCCAGCGUGUCAGUGUCUCCACUUCAGCACUAAAUUACCAAAAAAAGAAACAUCUAACGUUUCAAAAAUCAGACACAAGCAAGGCAGCACUGAUAUGUGAUGUUGUCUCUGUGUAUUGUUUGUGUGUGUGUGUCUGCAGGGUUAUAUGUAACAACACGCAGUCAUUACAUGCUGUUGUUAAAACUCUAUUUCAUCACUUUGCCUUCACUAGCAUUAUCAUAAUAUUUGUUUUACAUGAAAAGGGAAACCUUGCCUUAACAGGAUGAAGCUUAAAUGUUGGGAGAUCUAAGAAAAUGAAAUGCUUUUCUGUCAAAACUAAACGCCUUUUCGACAAUGCGAUGCUUUUGCUUCAAAGAUUGCUUUCAGUAAAGAAAUAAAAGGGAUUCAAAAUACUAAAAAAACUUGUCAAAAUGUUAAUUAACGAUGCACCGAUGUUACCUCUAAGUAUGCGUCGCAAAUUUAUUGUAAUUUUGUCAACUAUAAAAUCAUGAUGCACAUAUUUAAAACAAAAAUCACAUACUGUGUGUUCAAACAGCAAAGUGGAGCUUAAACUAUAAACUACAGUAAGAUGUGAUGUCUGGUUAAAUGUCUGAAAACAGACUUCUGGGAGGAAAAUAUGUGACUUUUUAAAAAGACAUAAGAGAAGUUGGGUUAAUAUUAAAGUUAGAAGUAAAAAUGUGGCGCAAACAUUCAAAAAUGUUUUCCGUUGGUACCUUGUUGUAUUCUUUAUCACUGUAAUGUGAAGAAUGUUGUCUGAGUAGUGACAUGUGACACCUAGUGGCGAAGAUGGGUAUUUCAUAAGAAAAUAGAUUUUGUGUCACUCACACUUUCAUCUUGAAAGAGAAAAAGCACCAAACGUGCGGUUAAAUGAAAUGUAGGUCGCCUUUGAUUUGCAGUUUAAGGUAUCGAGCACCUACAGUAGUAAUUCCUAUUUCUAGACACAUUUAUGGAGAGCUUUAACAACAGCCAACAAAACAUGACAGCCUCCCUAGAGAAAUAUUAACAGAGCUGACAUAUGACACAAAUAUGGCUUUAUUUACGGGCAACGUGUGUUUGUGUGGUUUAGUGAGUGUGAUAUAGCUGCACACACACACACACGCUUAUCCCAGGUUUCAUCUGUGGUCACCAUCUUGUUUUUUUUUCCAUCCAUUCCUCCGUCACAAUCGCACAUAAUGUAUUUCAGGGUUUUAUCUGCUGGUUAAUAUUUAAAACUUUCCACUGCAUUAGUUCUCACAGACCUCUGUUGUAUUUUUAUUUCAACCUAUGAUUUUAGGAAUAGGCUACAGAGAUCAUGAGGUCAAAUUCUUAUAUCAAAACCUGUGAAAUGUUCAGAGUAUUUCAAAAAUAAUCACGAAAUCACGAUUAUAUUUAGUAAUUUAACUAUUAAAUCUUUUGUUUUGUUAAUACAUAUGACUUAUUCACAUUAUGGUCUAAAUGUUGUUUCAACGCCCCUUUCAUUCAAAUUGAAUUAUUUUGUAAAUUUUGUAUUAAAUUCAAAUAAAGUAAAUAAAUAAAGUAAUUUCGCUAAAAUACGGCAAUUUUAAUAUUUUGUUUACCUGAUACUAUCUAACCUGUUUAAUAUGUGUGUGACAUUAGAAGGUAAACUUCUGCAGCCCUCCAAAUUCCUUUAUUGAAUUUUAAUAAUAUAUAAAUAUUGCAUGGACACAACCUUGGUGACCUCAACUGCAGCAACAUAACUGUUUCCUUUAUUGUCAUUUCUUUGCAAACUCAAAUUAUUAAAUGAGGAGAAACAAAAGAUCACUCUGACCAAAUUUCACUGCAGCCAUAUGUGACUUUUACCCCCCCCACCGAGGUGUUUUGUAUCGUUAUCCAUCUCCAAAAUGUGUUUUCAUAUGCAUGUGCACCUGGAUUUUCAUAUCUUUCUCCAUUACCUGAAUGAAAUCCAGAAGCCCAGAGCACAUCUCAUUCAGGUGGUUUCAUAUUGUACGAAAAUGUAAAUCCAGAUUGUUGCGCUUUAUCUCUCAUGCUUCCUCUCUCGGCCCAGGUUUUAAGUCUCUGUGUCAAUACGACAGCAGCCUGUGUGAGUCUGCGUGCUGUUGAUAUAAUGCUGUGUGCGACUGUGGGAGUUGUAGUCCUGUCAGACGAGAGUAAAAACCCUGAUUACCUCGUAGAUAAAAACUAAUCCACAGAGCGAGAGAGACAGAGAUGAUAAUCCACUAAUCCCUGCUCUCUGCCAAGGGAAACCCCAUCUCACACACACACGCUUCGAUAAUCACAGUGACCACGAUCAUCACUGCUUGUAAUUGCUGCAUGAGCAUGAGAAUUACUUCAUUGAUCCUGCAGUGAGGGAAUUCCCUCAGACCUGAUACAAUACACACACGCACAGUGAUCAAUACCACAUGCAUAAGAAGGUCUGUUUUUCUGACCCAUAAUUCAACAGACGCAGCGAAUAGAUAUUUGACUUCAUAAAUGUUUUGUGUGAUGUUGAAUUGAUUUAGAUUUGUCCGUUUUUAGGAUGAAUACAACAGUGGUUCGAUGGGCAUCAUGGGUAUUGUAUUCAAAUGAGCAUGUAAAGGCUAUAAAGUUGCAGCACAUAUAUGAGACUAUCUGAAACUUAUAUUUCCUUCUAUGCACCCUUACUGUAUUAAAACAAUAAUAAUAAUAAUAUAAUUAUGCAUGGACGCAUUUAACAUACAAUCAACUGAAAUUCACCCAGUUUUACUUUCUUUUUGUGUACUUUUUAGAUUUACGUAUACGUGUUAUGUUUUUACAGCUUUUUUAGGAUUCAAGGUUUUUAGUUAGUUGUUUUGACCAGACCGCCUCUCAGGGGUUGUUUGCAUGAAACUCUACUUCUUUUUGUAUGUAAAUGAAUUUAACACAUUUUUUUGUCAAGCUUCUGCAAAUAAAACUAUUCACUUUGCAUUACACUCCUCUUGUCCCAGCUGGGAUCUGAUCCAAUAAUUCA